This is a messenger RNA of Penicillium vulpinum, 915 nucleotides long. RefSeq lists its product as uncharacterized. The record is from RefSeq and is a predicted model, not a curated record. The transcript has a single exon. Bases 1 to 915 code for a protein of 304 amino acids. NCBI's taxonomy places the organism in Eukaryota, Fungi, Ascomycota, Eurotiomycetes, Eurotiales, Aspergillaceae.
AUGUCUCAUUCUACAGAUCAGAAGCCAAACCCCGUUGGAGCGAGUACACGAGCCCCAAAACCCACUGCUUUCACAUGGGACAAGAAUCAAAUCGACACAGGCUGCAUAUCACCUGUGAGAUCAUCCGAAGCCCUACCAACACCAAAUCAUGAUUUGACCAAAUACAUGAGGCACCCCUCAUCGCCCGAAAGCUCGUCAUAUCUGCCGCCCCGUAUACAUUCCCCCGCGUCUCAGAUAUUCGAACGAGAUGUGCAGGAAGAUAUAGUACCAGCACAGGCGUCACCUUCGAUACCUGCGCAUAUUCGAACCGAUAACUAUAUUCCGCCUGUCCUAGAAGCAUCCUCGGCCGCGAUCACAGAUGACCGCCUCGAUCCAGAUUCAGUCGAGAUAAUCACACAUAGCCUACAUCAGUCAGCGGGUGGUGCAUCGGGGGAGCAAUCAAUGGCAUCAUCAGGCAUUGAUCAUCUCUUGGGCCAGGCUGAUGCAGAUGAACUCUCAUCCGGUUAUGGAGCACUGGACACGACAGAUAUACGUCGGCUGAGCUUCAUUUCCUUUGCUGACGUUGUCAACGCCGAGCAUGCAGAAACAAAUGAAGCUCAUCCUGGUAUAAUGUCUCGGGGGCGUCUGGGAGAUCUCAACCAAUCCCCGUCUCCAUUGCGCUCCCCAUCUUCUUCGCAUGGACUCGGCACAUCGCCACCAACAAGCAUUGCGACCUCUUCUAGAGGGCUUGAUAUGUCUCCCACUCGGUUUCCCACUGCUAGUACCGCUCAAAGUCCAGUCUCUUCCAGUUUUGGGGGAGACCUCAAUGUAGAGACCAUGCGACAGGCUUUAAGGAAAACUGCCAAUGAGGACCUGGGCGUUACAAGCCAGGCUGUGAGUACCAUAGGGGAUGACCUGCUAGACCGUACGUUUUAG